This is a messenger RNA of Patella vulgata (common limpet), 2577 nucleotides long. Its product is annotated as cytochrome c oxidase assembly protein COX15 homolog. Gene Ontology annotation, molecular function: oxidoreductase activity, acting on NAD(P)H, heme protein as acceptor. Lineage: Eukaryota; Metazoa; Mollusca; Gastropoda; Patellidae. The record is from RefSeq and is a predicted model, not a curated record. Gene Ontology annotation, biological process: heme A biosynthetic process. Bases 93 to 1448 code for a protein of 451 amino acids. The transcript has 10 exons. Gene Ontology annotation, cellular component: mitochondrial inner membrane.
GAUUAGGGUUACUUCGAGUGUUGCAUAAAGUAGCCUUAGUUUCUGAGAGCAAAUCUGAUUGUCAUCACGUACAAAACUAAAGAGCAUACGGCAUGUAUUUAACAACAUCUUUCAUCCGCCAGAACUUUCAUAAAAACUCGUUUAAAUCUGCAUUAUUGACUGUCAACCGAGGAUUUCGUCAUUUUACAUCUAAAAACAUUGCACAGCCACAGAAUGUCUGCUCAAACUGCCAAAAGACAGUCAGAUUAAUCCAUCCAAGUAGAAUUUACAGUAAUUAUGUGAAAAAUCUAUUCACAACAAAAUAUUCAUCAAGUUCCAUUCAGAAAUUUGUACAGUCUGUUCGUUAUGCUGCUGGUUCAGCUACAGUAAAUGGAGUUUCCUCCCCUCAAAUACCCCUUCGAGGUCAGAAAAUAGUAGGUGGCUGGUUGAUAGGAUGUGCUGGUAUGGUAUUUGGAGCUGUCAUAUUGGGAGGUGUUACUAGAUUAACAGAAUCUGGAUUAUCAAUGGUGGAUUGGCGAUUAUUGAAAGAUAUGAAACCACCAAGUUCUCAAGAAGAAUGGCAAAAUGAAUUUGAAAGAUAUAAAGAAUUUCCUGAAUAUAAAUAUGUGUCAAAGGAAAAGGAGAUGACAUUAAACCAUUUUAAAUUUAUUUGGUAUAUGGAAUAUUCACAUAGAAUGUGGGGAAGAGCAGUUGGUUUAGUCUUUGCUUUACCAGCUUUGUAUUUCCUCAGGAAGGGCUGGAUAUCUAAGGCUAUGAAACCUAGAUUAGCUAUUUAUGCAUCACUGAUUGGAUUCCAGGGUUUUCUGGGCUGGUAUAUGGUAAAGAGUGGAUUAGUUGAGAAACCUGAAUCUACAGAUAUACCUCGAGUUAGUCAGUAUCGUCUAGCUGCACAUCUGGGUUCAGCACUCUUCCUCUAUACUUUGUUUCUAUAUGGUGGACUUGGUCACCUAAUCAAACCAGUACAGUUACCAAACACACCACAGAUAAAGCGGUUACGUGUUUUAACACAUGGUGUUAUGACUUUAGUAUUUGUCACAGCAUUAUCAGGUGCAUUUGUUGCUGGAUUAGACGCUGGUCUUGUUUAUAAUUCCUGGCCAAAAAUGGCUGACAAAUGGAUUCCAGAUGACAUUGGUGCUUUUGAUCCAAAAUGGAAGAAUAUCUUUGAAAAUCCAACAACUGUCCAAUUUAAUCACAGACAUUUGGCUGAAUCUACAGUAGCGGUAAUAGCUGGUUUUUGGUGGAUUUGUCGUAAAGCUCCCUUACAUCCUCGUGCUAGAUUAGCUGUUAACUGUUUGUUAGGAAUGUCGCUAGUACAAGCAACUCUUGGUAUUUCUACAUUGUUAACCUACGUACCAACAUCACUGGCUGCAACUCAUCAAUCAGGAUCUUUGGUUCUCCUAAGUUUUGCCGUCUGGCUAGCCAGUGAAUUACGACGAUUUCCAAAAUAAAGACACUGUGAUCUGACAAUUGGUGAGAACUUGUACAGUGAAAUCCUGCUCAACAUCUGCCUCAAUAUUACUGGCGGCUGACUUAUUCGACCAUAUUUUAAAGAUGCAUUAUGUAAGAUUUAGAUAAAGAGCUUGGUGUUCUUGCUAUAAUAGAUGAUGAAUAAUGAAUGUCUUGAAAUUUUCACUCAAAUCAAGUUAUGUUUGUUAGAAGAUAUAGCGUAAGCAAUGGUAUUUAAUGCCAGGGGCUCGUUUAUUGUUAUUUUUUUUUAAUCUCGCGGAUGUUUAGAUCCAGUAAAAUCUCAGCCUUCGGAUGUUCUAGAAAGCUGAUUAUAGGCUUGUCAUGUUAAUAAAUGUUUAAAUAAUAAUUUAUAUAACAUUUGUAGGCAAAAGAAAAAUCUACAAUAGGCAGAUCUAGCUCUUACAUAAAGCAUCUUUAAAGAAAGUAUGAAAUUUGUAUCCAAUUUAUCUCAGCCCUACAAUUGGUCUCUAUAGCCAGAUUUCACUGUAUCGGUUUACAUAUGAAAAAUGAAAAGAACCAGUGAUUUGAUGUGUGAUAAUUUAAGGCAUGGUUGUGGCUGCAGACUUCAUAAAGACAAUUUUUGGAAAUGGAAAUUAAAGUUCCCUGUCCCUAAUACAAUUAAGACCGGUAGAACGUAUUAGUGUAACAUUGUUCAAAAACGUAAAGAGCAUUAUUCAAAAACAUUAUUCAAAAAGAAUUCUGGAAAUGUGAGACGAAGUGGGACAACAACAGUACAGAUAACAUUCCGCGGUGUUAUUGCGGUAAGCAGUGGAAACCCAGGAAGACAUCUGUUUUUCACAAUAAAAUAAUAAUCAUAGAGUAACAGUGUAAAUAUGAUGGGCGUUAAUCAUUGAGAAUGUUUUAAUUUUUUAUUUCUUUAAAUAAACCCCACCCUGCUCAGCUACAUACAAAAAAUUGUAAAACACAACUUUAUGAGAAAAUUGUAACUGUCGUGUGCUUUAUACUUUAUCAUCAGAUGAUGGGAUGGGAUUGGCAUUCACAGCACGAAAUAAUGACAUAGACAUGUGUGAUAUCACAAUUAAUACUUUGCAUCAAUGAAAUUGAAUUACAAUGUGAUCUUAUUAAUUCAUAAUAAAAAUUGACAUCAAA